Molecule: messenger RNA, 3360 nt
Organism: Cynoglossus semilaevis (tongue sole)
Lineage: Eukaryota; Metazoa; Chordata; Actinopteri; Pleuronectiformes; Cynoglossidae
Gene: btk
Product: Bruton agammaglobulinemia tyrosine kinase
Exons: 18
Coding region: 1087-3000 (637 amino acids)
Biological process (GO): protein phosphorylation; intracellular signal transduction
Molecular function (GO): protein binding; ATP binding; protein tyrosine kinase activity
Source: RefSeq, a predicted model, not a curated record
GUAAGGAAAUAUCAUUACAUCCUCCAGAAAAACAGUUUCUAUUAGCCAAAGACCAGCUAACAGUAUAAACAUAGUUAUGUUAGCUUGGCCACAAAAAAACUUUGAUAAAUAAAAAAAACAAAAAAAAAAAUUGAAAAAAUUUGACACCAUAGGAGCUCAAGAAAUAAAUUAACCAGAACAAUCUUAAUGUUAGCCAAAAUUGACAAAGUAUUUAUCAAAAAAUAAAAAGUCUAGGAAUAAUUGUUAGCCAACGGACAGCUGUUGACCUUUGAACAUCUUAUUUAAAAAAAAAAAAGAUGGCAGAUCUGGAAGGCGUAUUUAAUUAAUUCAAAACCUUGGACCAGCCCUGGUGUGUGAUUUCCAUUGUGUUUAACUUGUGAUUUUUAUCGCUGAAGCUCUGCAGUUGCUGAUAGAUAAGCGUCACAAUGCUCCUCUGUCGGAUCAGAUUCUGCAGUAUAUUUGUUGUUUCUUCUUGAAGAGGGUUGUCGCACGCUUCAGAAAGUCGAUGAUGAACGUUGGAGCGACGACAAAAUUUGAAACAUGACAAUAAGCCGAUAAGCAGCAAAUGUUGGCCCUGUUACUUCUUCACCUCCCCCUCUUCACACUACGAUGAAACCCUGAUGCAACUUCCCCAUCAGUUUGCCCUCGUCAGUCACCAGGAUAAAAUACUUAAGAACAAUUUCUUCUUCAGAAUAGCACGCACAGAAGCAGUUUGAAUUUCUAGGUACUUUUUUUUUUUUACACACAAAGUUAGUGUGAGUGCACAUUGACGUAUUGUAUGUUGAUCGUUUUUGAAUGACCCGGUGAAGGCACGCGUAUACAUCAGAUCUCAAAAAAAAAAAACCCCACAUAAACACACAUGUAGUUUGUAGUCAAGGAAUGGAGACGUGUGCAGUGGAAUGGAGACGUGUGCAGUUUUCAGUGCGUGACAGAGGCUUUUCUUUGGUGGGUUGAACACUUCAUGUGGUAGAAGGAAGUUACUCAGGAGCUGAAAAUAGUUUGAGCUAAAGUGCAAAUACAGCUCACUCUUACACACACAAACGAACAGACCUUCAGCUGUGUGAGAUAAGGAUCAUUUCUGACUGAAUGAUGUCAGACAUCAUUCUGGAAGAGAGCUUUAUAAAACGAUCCCAGCAGAAGAAGAAGACGUCGCCGCUGAACUACAAGGAGAGAUGGUUUGUCUUGACCUCUGAGAAAAUCUCCUACUACGACUUUGAUCCAGACAAAGGGAAACGAAAAGGAUUGAGAGGCUUUGUUGACCUGGAGAAGAUUCGGUGUGUGGAGACGGUUCAGCCGGAGCCCAACUCACCAUCUGAACGCAACUACGCCUUUCAGAUCAUUUAUGAUGAAGGGCCGUUGUAUGUCUUUGCCAAAAAUGAAGAUGUUCGAGAUCAAUGGAUAAAGAAGCUUAAAGACAUGGUGCGCUUUAAUAAGGAUCUACUGCACAAGUUCCACCCUUGUUUCUGGGUCGACGGCGUGUGGCUGUGCUGUCAACAGGAAGUGAAACAGGCCAUGGGCUGCAAAGUGCUGGACAGAAGAAACGGUUUCCCAUCUAAACAAUCCCGACACAGAGUAUCCAGGAAGCCUCUUCCUCCGACCCCCGCAGAGGAGAAGUCCGUUCGGCCGCGGCCUGCCCAGCCUCAAGAGCCUGCAGCCACACCCGCGGAAGUGACGGUCAUCGCUCUGUAUGACUUCAAUCCCAGUAAAGAGGUGGACAUGGAGCUGAGGAAGGAUGAAGAGUACACCAUCCUGGAGAAGUCAGACCUCAACUGGUGGAGAGCCAGAGACAAACAUGGAAAAGAAGGUUACAUACCCAGUAAUUAUGUGGUCGAAGUUCAAAAUGGCCUGGAAAGAUUUAACUGGUAUUGUAAGAAUGUGAACCGCAGUCAGGCUGAGAAGCUGCUAAAGACUGAGAAUAAAGAUGGAGGCUUUUUGAUACGAGACUGCAGCAAAGCUGGGAAAUAUGCAGUGUCUUUGUUCAGUAAAGGUGGAGGAGAAACAGGUGGGAUUUGCAAGCAUUACAACAUUUGUACAACGUCACAGGGACAGUUCUAUCUGGCAGAGAAACAUCUGUUCAACACCAUACCAGAGCUGAUAAACUACCACCAACACAACUCUGCAGGUAUGUUGAGCAGACUGAAACACAUUGUCUCGAACAGAGCGUUGCCUCCAUCUACGGCUGGACUUGAAUAUGGUAUUUGGGAGAUCGACCCUCAUAACCUGACCUUCAUCAAAGAGCUCGGCGUGGGUCAGUUCGGAGUAGUGAAGUAUGGCAAGUGGCAGGGUAAACACGACGUGGCCAUCAAGAUGAUCAGAGAAGGAUCCAUGUCUGAAGAUGACUUCAUCGAGGAGGCAAAAACUAUGAUGAAGCUCUGCCAUAAGAACCUGGUCCAGCUGUACGGCGUCUGCACCAAACAGAGGCCCAUUUACAUCGUUACAGAGUAUCUGUCCAACGGCUGCCUGCUGACGUACCUGAGAGAGGGCCUGAAGCAGCACCCGACGGCCGUGCAGCUCCUAGAGAUGUGUAAAGACGUUUCGGAGGGAAUGUCUUACCUAGAGUCCCAGCAGUACAUCCACAGAGACCUGGCGGCAAGGAAUUGUUUAGUGGAUGAACAGGGCACCAUCAAAGUGACCGACUUUGGACUGUCCAGGUACGUCUUAGACGACGAGUACAUGAGCUCAGCAGGUUCCAAGUUCCCCGUCCGUUGGUCUCCUCCUGAGGUUCUGCUCUACUGCAAAUUUAGCAGCAAGUCCGACGUCUGGGCCUAUGGAGUUCUGAUGUGGGAAAUUUACACUCUGGGUAAACUGCCCUAUGAGCGACUAAACAACACAGAAAUCGUGGACCAUGUCACCAGAGGUGUGCGCCUCUACCGGCCCCAACCGGCCAAUGACAAGGUCUAUGGCAUAAUGUCGAGCUGUUGGACUGACAAACCAGAUGACAGACCCAACUUUCAGGAGCUGGUUACAACUGUUCAGGAUUUGCUGUAUGAGAUGCAGUAGCUCCUCAUAUAAACCCAAAUACAACUACUUCACUUGGGUUAUAUUAUAAUGUCAAUUUGUAAAAGUUUUUUGAAGCUCUGGCACAGAGUCAAGUCCUGGCUGCGGGAACUAUCUGUUACACCUGAAGAAAAGAAUAUACCCACAGCUUCACUGAGCUCUGCGUGAUGUGAAUAUAUACAGUAUAUACACUAUAAAUGUUUUUCUCACUAGUUUAAACGGACAGACACAGUCUUGUAGAUCAUCAAUGCUUUUCCUUUUUUCCUUUUUAUCUGUUUUUAUUAUGACGACGUGGAAAAAUGAGAUGUUUUGCACUAAUGAAAGCCAAGUACAGUGAGCAAUUAAUAAAAACAUAAAACAGAA